AUGCCAACACAACGCCCUGCACGCGCUGCUCUCUUCUCUGUGCGUCCUGCUACAUACCCUGCCCUUCUCCCUCUGCUGUGUUCUCUGCUCUAUACCCCGCCCGUUGUGCUCCUCCCCCGAUGUCUAGCGUCAUGGCAGAGAGAUGAUGGGGGGGAGGCGGACGCACAGAAGGGACGAAAAGGAAGAAGUGGGGAAUGUGGAGAGACGGAGAGGGAGGAGGAGGAGGAGGAGGAGGAGGAGGAGGAGGAGGAGGAGGAGGAGGAGGAGGAGGAGGAGGAGGAGGAGGAGGUGGUGGAGGAGGAGGAGGAGGAGGAGGAGGAGGAGGAGGAGGGGGAGAAGGAGGAGGAAGGGGAAAAUGAGAGGAGUGCAGAGGCCCUGGCGGUGCUCCGCCGGGAAUACUCCCGUAUUCUCAGAAAGGACAACUCGUGCCGCCCGCAGCAGUCUCAGCUGGAUGGCAGGCGGUGUCAUCUAGCGGCUGUGAUGGCAUGGGUGGGGAUGGCGCUCGCUGUAAAGGCAAGGGGCGGGGAGAAUGGCGAUGCAGCAGAGGAAGCGAUGGUGGAAGCAAAGGGAGAUGUGCCUGAACAAUGGAUGCAUGCAGAAGCAUGUGGCAAGGGAGUUUGUGUGCCUGAAGCGAGUGUGGCUGAAGCGAACACGGGUGCAGACGCAUGCAGCAGGCGGGCAGAGCAGCUGCUGGGCAUCACAUCGAGCUCAUGGCCUGCCUUCCUGUCCACUGUAUGGGAGAAGCGCCCCUUCCUCUUCAGAGCGCGUGGGGGAAAAAGGGGCGUAGAAGAUCAGUCACUCCCUCAUCAGCAGUCUUCUCUCAUACCAAAGGAAAACCCUUCCCGUCCCUCACGCCAUCACUUUGUGAGGCGCAUGGAAAAUGGCCGACUCUCUCUCACAAGUCAGGGCCCUUCCCUCGCAGCUCUAAUCCACGCCAUUCCGCACCUCGGAACUGCCUAUGGGCUCCUGGAUUCUUUUCUACCCGGGGCAGCGUACUGCCCAGGAAUGAGCGCGGGUGAAGCCGACCCGUUUGCUGCUCUGAGGGACAUGGCCGUGGCAGGCGAGCUUGGGCGGCCUCUCUUGUCCUCACCUGACGUGUCCUUUGUUUGUUCGCAGCCGUCUGCUGUGGGGGGAUCUGCAUGUCAUCACCAUGCUUCAGAGACUGCAGCAGAGGAUGAAGUAGCAGAAGAGGGGGAAGCAGCAGCAGAGGGACGACGAGCGUGCAAGCGCAGGCGUGUCACUGCAACCACCCUGCCGUCCGCAUCCCUGCUGUGUUUAGCCCAACCAGCUUCAGCCCUGGCAUCAUCUAUCUCCCCAGCGUCAACGCACCAGCACACCUCGCCAACCGUACCGAGCCUGUCAACCAACUCAGCCCCACCAUACCGCCCAACCCUCCCAGCCUACCCACCAUCGAACCCCUUCCAUACAGCCUUCUCUCAGGACAGCACCAUCGCUCUCCGCAGUGUCAACUGCCGCUCGCCUGCUGUGGCGUCCCUCGCACACGCCAUCGCUGCCGCCCUCUCCCUGCCAGCUGUCGGGGUCAACCUAUACCUCACGCCGGGCGGCGGGCGGCAGGGCUUGUCUCAACACUGGGACGACCACUGUGUGCUGGUGUGCCAGGUGAGCGGGCGCAAGCGGUGGCGGGUGUUCCGCCCCACGCCAGGGAACGAGCUGCCCCGCCUCUUCUCCGUGCCUGGCCUUGAAUCAGCCCAUGCUGCGCUUGAAUCAACCGGCACAGGCGCACGCACAGCAGGAAGAGAAUCGGAUUCCAAUACAGCGGCUGAUGAAGCUAGAGGGGGGAACGCUGUGGCAGAGCGUGGCGGUGGUGCGAGCGACCAAUGUGGAGUGCAGGAGGGAGGAAAAUCAGGCCUGGAAGCUCAUGAGAACGUCGCAAAGCAAUGUGCAAUGCGUGAGGGAGAAAGAAAACCAGCCCAAGCAGGUGGCGCUGAUGCUGGUGGGGAGGGGGCGCAUUGUGAGGCGCCUCAAGACAAGCAGGGGGAGGAGGAGGAGGAGGAGGAGGGGGGGUGGGUUCCAAUAGGGCGGCAAUUUAAACUGAGACAAGGAGAUGUGCUUUACAUCCCCAGAGGGUACCCCCAUGAGGCUUGCACUCCCUGUGAGGCCACCUCAGUCACUCCACUGGGAGGGUUUCUUCCAUGCAGGGCUGCGAUGCUGGUCACACUCCCUCCCUCCCUCCUCAACGCAAGCUUUUGA
Closterium sp. Naga37s-1 is the source of this 2211-nucleotide messenger RNA. The record is from the annotation of a GenBank genome assembly. NCBI's taxonomy places the organism in Eukaryota, Viridiplantae, Streptophyta, Zygnematophyceae, Desmidiales, Closteriaceae.